CUAAUCCCAGACCGAGUCGCUUUUGGCGACCUUUUUAACACCAAUUAAUAACAUCAUUAAACAUCGAAUAUCGUGGUCGUCGUCGUUAUUCAUCUUCCUCGUUUUUUCUUAAACCAAUGGAAGAACCUAAAACCUUGUGUGAUAACAUCCCAGCUCUUUUUUCGUCAUUCGUAGACACCUUCGUUGAUUUCUCUGUAAGUGGUCUUUUCUUACCACCAAAGCCCACCAUAUCUCCGCCGCAGAAAACUAUAUACACAUCCCCAAAUAGACUUAUAGCCAUUGGUGAUCUUCAUGGUGAUUUGGACAAAUCGAAGCAGGCUUUUCGGCUUGCGGGGCUGAUUGAUUUGAAUGAUCGUUGGUGUGGUGGGGAUGCUACUGUUGUUCAGGUGGGUGAUGUUCUUGAUAGGGGUGGUGAUGAGAUUAAGAUCUUGUAUUUUCUUGAGAAGUUGAAGAGAGAGGCUGGGAGGAGUGGGGGGAAUUUGAUUACUAUGAAUGGGAAUCAUGAGAUUAUGAAUGUGGAUGGGGAUUUUAGGUAUGUUACUAAGAUGGGGUUGAAUGAAUUUAGGGUUUGGGCUGAUUGGUAUUGUGUGGGGAAUGUGAUGAAAAGUUUGUGUAAUGGGGUUUUGGAGGGUGGUGUGAGGGAUUUGUAUGAUGGGGUGCCUUUGGAUUUUCCGGGUGUUAAGGCGGAGAUUGUUGAUGGUGUUAGAGCUAGGGUUGCUGCAUUGAGGCCUAAUGGGCCGAUUGCGAAAAGAUUUUUGACGACUAAUGUGACUGUGCUUGUCAUAGGUGAUUCUGUGUUUGUUCAUGGGGGGUUAUUGCCUCAUCAUGUGAGUUAUGGUCUUGAAAGGAUUAAUGAGGAGGUGAGGGAUUGGAUUGGUGGGUUCAAGGAAAGGGUUUCGUCGGAGUUGGUUAGGGGUAGGAAUUCACUUGUUUGGUUGAGGAGGUUUUCUGAUGAGUUGGCCAAGAAUUGUGAUUGUUCUACUCUUGAGCAUGUCCUUGCAACAAUCCCGGGAGCUAAGAGGAUGAUUAUGGGACAUACUAUUCAGGAGAAGGGGAUUAAUGGGGUUUGUAAUAAUAAGGCAAUACGAAUUGAUGUUGGGAUGUCAAGAGGGUGUACAAAUGGGUUACCGGAGGUUUUAGAGAUCAAUGGGAAGUCUGAAGUUCGGAUCUUGACAUCUAACGCCUUGUAUCGCAAUGGGUAUAAAUCUUCAAUUGAGACAGAUGUUAUGAAAGGUAUUGGUUUUGGAAUUCCUCAGCAUGGACCUAAACAAGUAGAGGUGAAGGCAUAAUUAUUGUUAAAAACACAAUGACACCCUUUUGUGGAUUUUUAUUUAAUCAAAUCCACACUAGACAGACAAUAGGAUUGGAUUUGUUAGAACAUCAUUGUGAAUUUAUUAUUUCUCUCAUACUAUGUAGUGUUGACAAAUGUGUGAACUACUGUGUACUUGUCACAAUUUCAUCCAAUAGUGCUUCAUGAUUAAAGUUAGGACACUAUUGUGUUAUUAUGAAUCUGAUUUUCUGUUUUGUGUUCUUUUA
This is a messenger RNA of Daucus carota subsp. sativus, 1536 nucleotides long. RefSeq names its product shewanella-like protein phosphatase 2. The transcript has a single exon. The record is from RefSeq and is a predicted model, not a curated record. Lineage: Eukaryota; Viridiplantae; Streptophyta; Magnoliopsida; Apiales; Apiaceae. Gene Ontology annotation, molecular function: hydrolase activity. Bases 117 to 1289 code for a protein of 390 amino acids.